AUGAACGCUACUGAUGUUGAAAACUAUCUUCAACAUGAUUUUUUUAAAGAAAUUACAUUUAUAAUAAUCUUAAUUGCAUUAGUUGGUGUUUUAAUAGGGUUACUUAAUAUUUUUAGCAAUCUGAUAGAAGCAAUAGUGAAAAUUUUAAACGCGAUCGUUGGCUUUAUAGAAUCAAUUUCAAUCAAUAAUAUUGUAAAAAUUUUCAAAAUUUUCAUUAAACCUAAUGCUAACUUAAAUGAAAAUAUGAACUCUAACAUCUCCACAAAAGAAUUGCCUAACGCUAACUCAAAUGAAAAUAUGAACUCUAACAUCUCCACAGAAGAAUCGCCUAAUGCUAACUCAAACGAAAAUAUGAACUCUAACAUCUCCACAGAAAAAUCACCCAAUGCUAACUCAAAUGAAAAUAUGAGCAUAAUAGAUAUCGGUGAAUAA
This is a messenger RNA of Dentiscutata erythropus, 432 nucleotides long. Lineage: Eukaryota; Fungi; Glomeromycota; Glomeromycetes; Diversisporales; Gigasporaceae. The record is from the annotation of a GenBank genome assembly.